Molecule: messenger RNA, 1536 nt
Organism: Chaetomium strumarium
Lineage: Eukaryota; Fungi; Ascomycota; Sordariomycetes; Sordariales; Chaetomiaceae
Product: serine/threonine-protein phosphatase PP-X isozyme 2
Exons: 5
Coding region: 259-1536 (425 amino acids)
Biological process (GO): double-strand break repair via homologous recombination
Cellular component (GO): nucleus; cytoplasm
Molecular function (GO): protein serine/threonine phosphatase activity
Source: RefSeq, a predicted model, not a curated record
GUCAGGCAGGACACAGCGAAUUGAUAAGCACAGACCGCAUCUGCGAUUGCGAUCUGCUACAAACCAUCCUCAGACUUGCUGACCAGAACGAUGUCCGGUUCUUGAUUUUCGGCUUUCGGCUUGGAUACCCCGACGUCCGAGAAGCUGGUGCUUUGCGGCCCUACACGAUGAGGUUGCGUUGAAGGCUGCAACAGCUUUUAUCCAAAUUCCCUGGGUCUGGAAUUCCUACGGUCGGCCAAAGCCUUGCGCGCCGCCAACAUGAGCGACCUUGACAGAUGGAUCGCCCAACUGCGAGCAUGCCGACCCAUAGCGGAAUCCGAAGUGCGUGAGCUCUGCCACAAGGCGAGGGAGCUGCUUAUCGAGGAGGGGAACGUUGUCACUAUCAACGCGCCGGUCACAAUAUGCGGCGAUAUCCAUGGCCAGUUCCACGACCUGAUGGAACUGUUCCGGGUGGGCGGUGAUGUACCCGACACCAAUUACCUCUUCAUGGGCGACUUCGUCGACCGCGGUUUCUACUCGCUCGAGUCCUUUCUCCUCCUCCUCUGCCUCAAAGUCCGCUACCCCGACCGCAUGACGCUCAUCCGCGGCAACCACGAAUCGCGCCAGAUCACGACCGUCUAUGGCUUCUACGACGAGUGUCUGCGGAAAUACGGCAGCGCCAACGUCUGGCGCUACUGCUGCGACGUCUUCGACUACCUCGCACUUGGCGCCAUCGUCCUCGGCGCCUCCAACACGGUCGGCGGCCAGCCCGACGACGUCGAGAUCGAGAUACACAACUCCGACGGGCAGGUCAUAUCCCGCUUCCUACGUCAGAAAGGUGCGGACAACAACAGGCUAGGAGGGAAGGGCGGCGGCACACCUAACGGCACCGCCGCUACCGCUAAUGGCGCACCACCACCAGCCUCCGCGCCGCCAUCUCUCACCGGGCCGCCAGGGUCGGGCGCCUCCGGAUCCAGCUCCGGUUCGAUUGGCAACCCGGCCGGUGCCGUCCUCUGCGUGCACGGCGGGCUCAGCCCGCUGAUCGAUAAGGUCGACAAGAUCCGGCUGCUCGACCGGAAACAGGAGGUGCCGCACGAAGGGGCGAUGUGCGACCUGCUGUGGUCGGACCCGGACGAGAUCGACGGGUGGGGGCUGUCACCUCGGGGCGCCGGUUUCCUGUUCGGCGCCGACAUCGUGAAAGUGUUCAACCAUCGCAACGACCUGAGCCUGAUCGCGCGCGCGCACCAGCUCGUCAUGGAAGGGUUCAAGGAAAUGUUUGAUGCGAGCAUCGUGACGGUGUGGUCGGCGCCCAACUACUGCUACCGCUGUGGCAACGUGGCCGCGUUGCUUGAGCUGUCUGAGGACGAGUCCGGCUUGGGCGUGCUCGCAAGGAGUAAUGGGGAGGUGAAUCGGAGUGAUGGGGGCGGGAUGUUGAUGGAGGGCGAUCUGCUGGCGCCGAGGACAGGCCCGGCUAGGAAAUACCGCGUCUUUCAGGCCGCGCCGCAGGACUCGAGGGGAAUGCCGGCUAAGAAGCCAGUGGCCGACUACUUUUUGUGA